Molecule: messenger RNA, 2483 nt
Organism: Caenorhabditis auriculariae
Lineage: Eukaryota; Metazoa; Nematoda; Chromadorea; Rhabditida; Rhabditidae
Source: the annotation of a GenBank genome assembly
AUGGCUCAUUUUGCCGUUCUGUCCACCUGGCGCGCGGUCCUUUCUUUUCCUUUUUUUUUCCUUUCGAGUAUUCAUUUCAAACAUUCAGCGUAAAUUAAACUAUAUCCGUCUGGAGAAUUGGUGCUUUGAACCUCAAAAUGUUAUUGGUUAAUUUUUUUCCGAAGCGAGGUUACUGCAAUUUACAACAAUAUGAAAUGGAAAUAUAUACUUCAUAAUGAAAAAAAUAACCUAUUACUGGAGAAAUUUUUUUAUUUUUUCCCAAAUUUUUUUGAAAUCAGCAUAAAACAAAUUUAUUGUCGUUUCAAAAAAAUGUUCAAAUAACGAAUAAAGAAAUUUCCAAUUUCUGACUUUUUUUAUUUUUGAUUUUUUUACGUUUUGAAAAACGGUAGUCUCUGGGAACAAUCAAUGUUUUUUGUACGCCCAUAAGUGAAAAAUUUGAAACUCGUUGGUGUACAGAAAGAUUGGAAACUCUGCUCAAAGCGUAAGAAUGAUGCAAGUUUCUCGCAAAACCAGCGAGAUCAUUCGAUCAAAAUCUAAGUCUUAUCGCAAACAUUUGCUUUUCAUAUCGCGCUGCCAUCGCUCCGCCGUGCCACCACCUUCUCUUCAAUCGUUCUAUUUUCAGCAACCGGCAAAAAUGACCAAGAUCCCAACUGUCAAGCUCUCCAAUGGCGUCGAGAUGCCGAUCAUCGGACUGGGAACGUGGCAGGUUGUUGAUGUUGAAAGCUUCAGAAGAUAAUAUAGAAUGUUUCAGUCGUCUCCCGAAGAAGUUAAGGCCGCCGUGAAAGCCGCCGUCCACCUCGGCUACCGUCUGAUCGACACCGCCGCCGUCUACCAGAAUGAGGAGGCCAUCGGUGACGCCGUCCACGAGCUCAUCGAAGAAAGCGUCGUCAAGCGCGAGGACCUCUUCAUCACUACCAAGGUAUCUUUUUUUUUCCUUGUUACGCUUGUAGAUCGUUUUGCCAAUUUUUCUCGAAGUUCUUGGAAACAUCGCGGACAAGAAAUUGCGUCUUGCUUCUCACAAUUCAAAACAAAAAGUGCAAUUUGUCUUAACUGACAAUAGUUUGAAAAUAAAACAUGAAAUUAGGCAAAUUUUUUGUUUGUUCUCUCACAAAGCCGUUGACGACGUUCUAUUUAAUAAUCAUCGCAAAAAACUGCUAAUGAAAAAAGAAAAUUAAACACUAAGUUUCCAUGCGAUGACGAUUAUGAUCAUUGGAAAAUGGAAGACUUGAAUCCAAUGAAAUUCUAUUUUUUGUGAGGGAAACGAGAUUCUAAACUUGAAAAAUGUUUUUUUUGGUUAAAUGCGUGAUUAUGAACCUGAGAAAAAAUGUAUCACCUUUACAGGCAUGGACCAGCGACCUCGGAAGCAAGGAAGCCCUCGAAAGCGCUCUUCGCGGCUCCCUGAAGAAGCUCCGUCUGGAGAAAGUAGAUCUCUACCUUGCUCACAUGCCCGCUGCCUUCAACGUGUGUUUUCGGAUCGACGAUCAAUAAUUUUCAAAGUAUUUCAGGCCGAUUGCUCCCAGCACCUGAAAGACGUCUCCGUCGAGGACGUUUGGGCCGCUUUCGAGCACGUGUACAACCUCGGCCUCACCAGAGCCAUCGGAGUCUCGAACUGGUCCGAUGAGCAGAUCGAGCGCGUUCAGAAGAUCGCCAAGGUCCCGAUCCACAACUCUCAGGUAUCAAAAUUUCUACAGUAUCAUUGAGAGAUCAUUGAAAAAAAAAUUUUGAUUGCUCAACCAUGGUGUGAACACUUUUUCAACAAAGAACGUUAUUCUUUUGAUAGAGAACAAAUGGAAUAAAAUCUGUCGGAUUUUUUAACAUCUGAGAAUGCCAAGCUUCGAAGUACAAAUUAUAGUUUGGGAAUAUCUCAGCCAAAAGCAAAUUUUUCUCCAACUUUUCAUAAAAACAAUUUUCAGGAUGAGCUCCAUCUUUACUUUGCCCAGCACAAGCAUCAGGAAGUCUGCAAGAAGCACAACAUUUCCCUGACCUCUUACGCUACUCUCGGAUCUCCUGGACGUGUCAACUUCUCUCUUCCCGGCGGACAGUAAGCAAUCUUCAACUUGUCGAAAAUAAUGCUCAAAUCAGGAAACUCAACUGGGCUCCGGCUCCUUCUGAGCUCGAAGACGCCAAUGUCAAGGCUCUCGCCGAGAAGUACCACAAAUCUCCUGCUCAGGUAAUUUAAUAAAAGUCAAUAUAAUUAACGAAUCUAUCUGAAUCUUUUUCAGAUCCUUCUUCGUUACGCUCUUGACCGGGACAUUGCCAUCAUCCCGAAGUCUGUGAACGAAUCUCGCAUCAAGGAGAACUUCGCUCUCUUCGACUUCAAGCUCACUCAGGAUGAGAUUAAGAAGCUCGAGUCUGCUGGCCACAACCAGCGUUUGUUCCUCCAGGACUUGUGAGUUUCUAAAGUGAAUAUGAAAUGAAGGUAGCCGAUUUUUUUCAGCAUGAUCGACCACCCCGAAGAUCCUUUCAAGAACGAGCGCCACUAA